CAAACGUUCUGUUUAAGAUCCACGACGUCGUAUUACUUGAUUUCAGCCUUUCAAUUUUCGACACAGCGCCACUUCAGUUCCAAUCGAGCUGAAUCACACCAAGGUUUAGGUUAAAAAUUCCGCGAAAAUAUAUCCUCCGACGGCUGAGGAAGUGAGAUCUGACCGUGUGAGAGGGAGGAAUCCGGUCCGGCCGGGUGAUUGCUCAAAACCGAUGAGUGUGUUCGGAGGAGAUAGCUGGGCUCGCGAAGCUCAGUACCGGAAGAGAAGAGUGGAUGAUCUGAUUAUUCACGGAAUCGACGGUUCAGUUUACAGGAAGCUUCCCAGCGGCAAAUUCCUUUGCUUCAUCUGUCCUCACCGUCCCGUCCUCGAUACCCCCUUAGUUCUCUCCGCUCAUUUGAAAGGAUCACGCCACCGAGUUGCAGAGGCCAAGCUAAAGGAAAGAGAGUUAACCAGAGAAAAUGAGAUAAAGAAGAGAAUUGCACUGGCAGAUUCAUCUCUUACCGCUACUAGUAACUCUGGCUCCAAUGCUUCGGCACAAAGACAUGCAUCAGUAAACAAACCUUUGAUCAAGCAGGCGCGCCAAGCUGCUUCUCAAGUACUUGCUUCAGACCCUCCUGCAUAUGCUACACUGUGCAAAAGUCCAGAUGUCAAGUUGAAUACUUCCAAUAACAGAGAAAAUCCCUCUAUUCAACCAAGCAUUUCUACUGAAAAUGUGAAUGCUCCACAGGAAGUCUUGCGGCGCCAAUUUGAAUCUAGAGAUCUUCGAGAGAGGGAGCUUAAGUUUACUUCAGCUGGAUGGAAGCGUGAUGGCUAUGGAAGGUGGUUCAAGGAUGAAAAUGUUGAGUUUGAUUCUGAUGAAGAAGAUCCAAAUAUCUGCCUAGGAUUGACAACUACAACCGAGCCUUUAUGGUGAGGCCGGCUCUAUGGAUAGUUGAUUCCAAGAUAAUCUGUCUAUAGAAAGUUUUUGAUGAAGACUGGGAAGGAUUUCAUCAGACGCACAUUCAUAUGGCUUCGGCUUAGUGACCUGUCAACAAUGGGAAUUGGAUUGUAGUCCGUGAAUACAAACAUACCAGUUAUCUUUGAUGAAUGUCUCUGCGGCUCAGGAUUCUCAUCAUGCACAAUAUACAGGAAAGAAGGGGACAAAGGUAAGGCUCCUUUCAAAGCGCCAACAUCCUCUGAGAGGCAAACACUUAUUGGAUUUCCUGAAGGGUUCAAAUUCCGGUGCAAAAAUGUUAGUAGUAUAUGUUUAGUUUUUAACCUUACACUUAUCUUGGAUAUUAACUCAACAUGUUGUUAAGGAAAAACAAAAAAAAAAAAGAAAAACAAAAAACCACUUUUGUUACCACCACAGCCGGAUCAGCCCACUGGUCGGUGGUAGUAAAACAUUUUCGCAUACAAAUGUUUGAACUGAACUUAAACUAUUUCGACUACUUACUUUUCAUAUCAAACGAAAUUAAUGUCCGUAAAAUCAUGGUCCAGAAUCCAGAUCUUCUUUGGUAUAUCCAACAAGUCCAAGUUGGGCAGUUGCGUGUUUGCCAAUUUAGUGUUUUCCAAAGUGAAUGGGAGGAGAAAUCUGCACAAUCUGUCGGUUUCUUGCGAGCAGCAAAUGACUUAACCGGCCUCGAGUUUGCUAUAAUUAUUCGGAGGAUACCCGUUAUUUUUAUGAUCAUCAAACCAACAACCGAAUUGACUGAAUAAUAGUACUUCAAAUCUUCAGGAAUGGCGAAAUUAAGUGCUCCCAUACUAAUUGCAAUGUUUCUCACUCUCCUUGCGGUAACCACUGCUCAGACAGAUGGCCUUGGCUUAAUCCCCGAUCUGCCAGAAGGAGUCCGUCCACAGGUUGAUGAUAAUGAUGUCUCUUCCAUCAAUUUGGGGCGCAAACUCCUUGAGAUCAUUUGUGACCCUUAUUGUAAUGGAAGAUGCGUUUGCUGAUCAAGGAUUGUCUCUGGUACAACACUGUCUUCAUAAGUGUUGGUAGACUUUGUUAUUUUCUGUUUUCGUCUUCAAUGUCCCCUUAAUUACAGUAAUAAAAAAACGAGUUGGAGCAGCUGGAAUUCGAUGAGAACUCCACAAACAUGAUACUGUACUAUGUUGUUACUCGAUGAAACGAUCUUCUUCUAAUAAAU
Oldenlandia corymbosa var. corymbosa is the source of this 2126-nucleotide messenger RNA. The record is from the annotation of a GenBank genome assembly. Lineage: Eukaryota; Viridiplantae; Streptophyta; Magnoliopsida; Gentianales; Rubiaceae.